GGGCGCAGAACCCGCACCAGCACGUCGGCCUUGGAGCGACCCGUCCUGCACGGGCGAGGUGCCCGUGUGAAAUCUGUGUAUAUUUCGCUGUUCCGUGCCGUGGCAGUGAAUACUGCAAGAACAGAUUGGUGGACGAGUCUACUCAACACCUGGAGGGGAGGCUCCUUCGCGGCUGAACCGCACGUCUUCCCUGGGUCGACGGCGACGGGACAUCGCACGCCUGUACCGUCUCGGGGUGUGCCCACCGUUCACAGCGUCCCACCCUGGUCCGGCUCGGCUGGGGAGCCCCACGUGCGCCUUAGUCUGCGGAACAGCUGUGAGCUAAAAGUAGCUCACCGCCAGCAGGGGAGACGGUGCACGUGUGGUGCCCCAGGCCGCUCGACACGAGUGUCUAGUGAGCGUGUGAAGGGGAACUGAAGUGCAAACCAAGGACAUCCUGUGUGGCUGGAGGCGAGCUGUGUGCGAGAUACGUUUGAGCCUGGGUGUGACUACGAGUGAGCGUCACUUUUUAGGACAAACUGACUGCCGGGUGUUUUUUUUUCACCGUCCGUUAUUAUAAGAGUGCGGGCGCGUCAAGGAAUCAAAGUGACUCACGUGACAAGAAAGUUCCCCACCAGCCAACAAAAUCAACACGAUGCCCAAGCAAAAGCAAGAGUCUUACAACAGCGACAUCACCGCGAAACAGAUCGAGGAAUGGACCAGCUCCUUCGACAAGCUUCUGGCCAGCGAUCGCGGCCGCGACAUGUUCAUGGAACACCUACUGAACGAAGGCAACGAGCGCUACCUCGAGUUCUGGCUGCGCUGCGAGCGUCUCUCGGAGAGCUACCGCAAAGUCCGAGACGAGGCGUCGGCCAUCUUCGAGACGUUUCUCGAGAUCGACGCCCCUAUGAAGGUGGACGUUAGUCGCGAAGCCGAGGCGGCACGACUGAAGCUCGAGCAAAAGGAAGGAGAGGGCUUUGGCGUGUUCGACGAGGCACAGUACCGCGCUAAAGCUAGGAUGGAGCAGCGCUUCUACCCCGACUUCUGUGAGGAGCUGAUGCGAAAGAAGAAGGCAUGGAAGUGACAGGAGGCGAACAAGGAGAAGGCGAAAACCUGCUCCUUGUUCUGAGUUUGAGAGUGGAUCACGGCUGUGGAAAAAUGGGACAGAAAUCUAUACGAUGGGUUGAUUUGUUCGAUUCUACAUCAGGGUAACAUCGCCGGCCGUUUGUGUCAAACCAAUCUGCUGCAUAUUCCUGUCCAAAAUAGGCGAAGAAAUAAGGAACUGGACGCACACAAGGACCGAACUUCGAGUGACUCAGGCCUAGUUGCUUAACAUGUAACCAGAGGGGCAGCGCCGCAGCAUGCCGUCGAUUUUGGCCAGAUCGAUUUGCCAUCAAGCUAGCCCGUGCAUCCGCGUCGCAUCGCGAAUCCCAUCUGCCUAUAACCUCGUCAACUGACACGAAGUUAUCAGCUGGUUUCACCGUGCAACUGAUUUUGAACUGCAAGAUUUUCAAUAUUGCAGUGAGCCAUGUUUAGCUUAUCCGUGCGAAAGUAUGUAUUAUGUACUCUGAAAGUAUGCGAAUUGCAAUCGGAUGCUAUGAAGGGAAAGAAGUGCAACGAAACAUGCGACUGUAUUAUAAACCUUUUAUUUUAUUUUGUGUUAUUUUGUUGGAUAAAAAUAAGCUCAGUGACAUUAUGACGGUUUCACUCACAAUCCCCAUUUUUAACUUCUUCUUUUUAAUUGUGAGGCUAACAAUAAGCUUUUCCUGCGGUUCUAAUGGAAUCGAGAGAAAAUUCGUCACUGUUUUUGUCCUUCGGAGAUAAGCAGUCGCUUUGUUUUGGUGAGGGAUUAUCGGGAAUGUAAAUGAUGCCUUUGGGAAGUGCCUAGUCGACGCAUAAUCGAUAUGAUUGCGUAUACUGUACUGAUCUACUAUGUAUUUUGUGUUUCUGUUAUGUUUUUGUUGCAUAGCGAUGAUAAUGCUGACGCUCAUUUGAUUAUGUUCAUGUUUUCAUUGCGUUUUUAGAAGAAUCAGUAUUUAUUUGCAUUCAGUUGUUCAUUAGAGCUUGGUGGCAGUUUUUGAGAGCGUGUACCGAGCUUAAUAAGCUUGGAUUAUCGUAAAUGUCGAAAUACAUUCGAAAUAAG
Amphibalanus amphitrite is the source of this 2122-nucleotide messenger RNA. Its product is annotated as regulator of G-protein signaling 19-like. The coding region runs from base 635 to 1063 and encodes 142 amino acids. NCBI's taxonomy places the organism in Eukaryota, Metazoa, Arthropoda, Thecostraca, Balanomorpha, Balanidae. The transcript is spliced from 2 exons. The record is from RefSeq and is a predicted model, not a curated record.